Molecule: messenger RNA, 840 nt
Organism: Fonsecaea multimorphosa CBS 102226
Lineage: Eukaryota; Fungi; Ascomycota; Eurotiomycetes; Chaetothyriales; Herpotrichiellaceae
Exons: 1
Coding region: 1-840 (279 amino acids)
Source: RefSeq, a predicted model, not a curated record
AUGCGGUCACUCACUGUACUCCUUUUCAGCCUGCUCUGUGCUUCCACAGUGUCAGCCGAUCCUCUAGACGAUGCCAUUGCCCUCUUCAAACGACAAAAUGUACCUUUGUCUACUGGCAGCUCCGACUCGGGCUCUUCCGACUCGAGCAGUUCCACUGACACUACGACUCCGACUACCUCCCCAACCAGCGAUGGCGGCGACUCGACUACGUCUGUGACCGUUACAAGCGAUACCACCUCUGCAAGCACCGAGACAACGUCUUCCACAAUCACUCUUCCCCCUUCGUCGUCGUCAUCGGUAACUGUCAUCGUGACAACAUCUACGCAUACCCCUUCGUCGAGUUCCUCCUCUGAAGACAGCAGCUCCGUAUCCCAAUCCACGCUUACGGACACCAGCACAAUUACUCCUUCAAAGACAUUGAUCACUACAAGUUCGCUUUCAGAGGUCAUUACUACAAUCACAAGUGUCAGUGCAGGAAGCACAGUGCAUCUUACCAGCACCAGCAGUAGCCUCAUCCCAGUCACAACUAGUGUUGAUCCUGCUUCCCUGACGGGCGGAGGCGGCAAAGGCGGCAGUUCCGGCCUCAGUAAUACAGCCAAGGCCACCAUUGGAGGUGUUGUGGGCGGUGUUGGUGGUGCUCUGUUGCUUGCGGGAUUGGCAUACACGGCCUGGAGGAUUUGGGGCAAGAAGAAGAACCUUCACGACGACGACCUCUACGAUCCCAACCUCAACCAAGACAAGCUCAGCGGCACCGCAGGAUCAGACUCUACCACGCCAUUCCGUUCCACGUUGGAUCAAUACCAUUCCCCUGGGCCUGUCAACACGGCGUCAAACUUUUAG